This is a messenger RNA of Macroventuria anomochaeta, 2148 nucleotides long. RefSeq names its product DUF580-domain-containing protein. NCBI's taxonomy places the organism in Eukaryota, Fungi, Ascomycota, Dothideomycetes, Pleosporales, Didymellaceae. Gene Ontology annotation, molecular function: transmembrane transporter activity. The transcript has 4 exons. The record is from RefSeq and is a predicted model, not a curated record. Gene Ontology annotation, biological process: transmembrane transport. The coding region runs from base 403 to 2028 and encodes 541 amino acids. Gene Ontology annotation, cellular component: plasma membrane.
UACGACAGCCGAAAGACAUCGAUCGUCACUGGGAAAAGGGACAAGCUUCAUGCCGCGGACUGACUAGCCUCGGCGGGAGUGAUGAUCUGGGCCCCUUUUCAUGUUCGCGCCACGAUUGUUUGAUGGGCUCGGUGCAGCUGCCGCUGCCAAUAUUACAUGCGCGCCAAUCAUGUUUCGUGUUGCAACACGCUAGCAGCGAUCUUCAGCCACAGGCAGACGCAUCGGUCGCAGCUUCCAUGGUCGAGUGCAACCAAUACUGUCGGUCGUGACGUGUGACGUCUGAAAACAUCAUUUCAUUAGCCCUCUGUUGACUACAAUCUAUCCGUGUCAGUUUCAUCUUCCUCUCCUUUCUGAAUUUUCAACGUCAAUCCACGCGCAACGAGCACCAAUUCCAGCGUCGCAAUGGCGCAACAAGGCGAAGCAGCGGGUUACUACACUGGCGCACCACAACAGCCACAACAAGCCUAUCAUCAGGGCCAGCAAUACGGACAGCAACCGCCUAUGAACUAUGGCCAACAACCUCCGCAGUAUGGCAACAACUACGCUCCUCCCCAGGGUCCACAACCCUCACAACAUCCACUCGCGCAACAGAAUGGCUAUGCGCAGAUGAACUAUGGCGAAAAGCCGAGCUUCGACCAAGCCUUCAAGAUUGAGAGGCCGAAGUACAACGAUUGGUGGGCUGGCCUGCUACUCAUCGCGGUAUUUCUGGGGUAUGUUGCUGUAUCUGGGCUCGCAAUCAGAGGAUAUGCGCAAAACAUUAACUUCAACGGUGGAAUCUACGGCAGCCAAAAUGACUUUGGGCUAGACUCAAACACAGUCAUCCUAUUCGCGUUUGUCCUCGGCAUGGCCACCAUCCUCAGCUACGCCUACAUGUGGGCAGCGCGCGCCUUCACAAAGCAGUUCAUCUGGAUCACCGGUAUUCUCAACAUUAUCUUCGGAUUCGUCACGGCCCUCUACAUGCUCUCGCGCCGUUACUGGUCUGGUGGUAUUGUCUUCCUGCUAUUCAGCGUCUUCUACGUGAUCUGCUUUAUCAGCUGGAUUCCUCGCAUCCCCUUCAGCGUCCUGAUGCUGCAGACCGCGAUUGACGUCUCGAAGAAGUACGGCCACGUGUACUUGGUCUCGCUCAUUGGAGGACUGAUCGCAAUGGCGUUCAGCGCCUGGUUCUCGGUCACUCUUGUGGCGAUCUAUGCAAAUUACCACCCUGGCAAUAACCCUGCGUGUGACAACGGGACUGGAGGUUGUGGCAAUGGCAAGGUCAUUGGCCUAAUCGUGUUCGUCACUUUCGCCAUGUACUGGUUCUCUGAAUGGCUCAAGAACACCAUUCACGUUACUAUUUCUGGCGUUUAUGGCUCCUGGUACUUCAACCCUGACAACGAGAAGUUCCCCAAGGGAGCGACCCGCGGCGCCUUGAAGCGAGCCUUGACCUACAGCUUCGGCAGCAUCAGUCUGGGGAGCUUGCUCGUGGCCAUUAUCCAAUUUUUGCGACAGUUGUGCUCAGCCGCCCAGCGAUCGGCUUCCGGAGACGGCAACCUGGUUGCCUCGAUCUUGUUCUGCGUUUUUGGAUGUCUCAUUGGCAUUCUGGAAUGGGCUGUCGAAUUCUUGAAUCGUUAUGCAUUCUCGUACAUUGCGCUUUACGGCAAGGCGUACAUUGCAGCUGCUAAGGACACCUGGAAGAUGAUCAAAGACCGCGGUAUUGAUGCCCUUGUUAACGAAUGCCUCAUCGGCCCGGUCCUCUCCAUGGGCGCAACAUUUAUCGCAUAUGCGUGUGCGCUGCUCGCAUACCUGUACCUGAUCUUCACGUCGCCCGCAUACAACCAGGAUGGCGGCUAUACUCCCGUUGUGGUCGCAUUUGCGUUCCUUAUCGGUCUGCAAAUUUGCAAGAUCUUCACUACUCCGUUGAGCAGUGGCAUUGACACGAUAUUUGUCGCAAUGGCUUGGGAUCCGGAGGUUCUUGUCCGCGCUCACCCGGACCUUUAUCACCGCAUGGUGGCUGUGUAUCCUCACGUGCAGCAGGCUAUUCAUGCGUAGAAUUUGGAAUCGGAGGCUGGAGGCUUGAAGAAGAGGCUGUAAUAAUGGGUGGGGCUGGUGGUAAUGAGAUUUUUCAAGAUCAGAUCACGAUACACGCACGGUACGUACCUGUAGCAAUCG